This is a messenger RNA of Poeciliopsis prolifica (blackstripe livebearer), 4065 nucleotides long. RefSeq names its product adenylate cyclase type 8-like. The record is from RefSeq and is a predicted model, not a curated record. Gene Ontology annotation, molecular function: adenylate cyclase activity. NCBI's taxonomy places the organism in Eukaryota, Metazoa, Chordata, Actinopteri, Cyprinodontiformes, Poeciliidae. Gene Ontology annotation, biological process: cAMP biosynthetic process; adenylate cyclase-activating G protein-coupled receptor signaling pathway; intracellular signal transduction. Gene Ontology annotation, cellular component: plasma membrane.
GUGGGCUACGUCCUGUUCACGCUGUUCGCCACCUACAGCAUGCUGCCGCUGCCGCUCACCUGGGCCAUCCUGGCCGGCCUCUUCACCUCCGGGCUGCACAUCCUGGUCCAGCUGCUCAUCUCGGAGAGCGCGCGCUUCUUCACCAACCAGGUGGCGGCGCAGGCCGUGCUCUUCCUGUGCAUGAACACCGCCGGGAUCUUCAUCAGCUACCUGUCCGACCGGGCCCAGCGCCAGGCCUUCCUCGAGACGCGGCGCUGCAUCGAAGCUCGCCUCAGACUCGAGACGGAGAACCAGAGACAGGAACGGCUGGUGUUAUCCGUGCUGCCACGUUUUGUAGUUUUGGAAAUGAUCAACGACAUGACAAAUGUAGAGGACGAACACCUCCAGCACCAGUUCCACAGAAUUUACAUCCACCGCUACGAGAAUGUCAGCAUUCUUUUCGCAGAUGUUAAAGGAUUCACCAACCUCUCCAACGCUGUCCGCCAGGAGCUGGUACGAAUGUUGAAUGAACUCUUUGCACGUUUCGACCGUCUGGCUCACAGGAGCCACUGUCUGCGCAUCAAGAUCCUGGGAGACUGUUACUACUGCGUGUCUGGGCUGCCGGAGCCCAGACCGGACCACGCCCACUGCGUGGAUGGACUGAGCAUGCUCAAAACCAUCAGAUACGUCCGAUCUCGUACGAAACACGACAUCGACAUGCGGAUCGGGAUCCACUCCGGCUCGGUGCUGUGCGGCGUUCUGGGCCUCAGGAAGUGGCAGUUUGACGUCUGGUCCUGGGACGUGGACAUCGCCAACAAGCUGGAGUCCGGAGGCAUCCCCGGGCGGAUCCACAUCUCCAAAGCCGCUCUGGAUUGUCUGAACGGCGACUACGAGGUGGAGGAGGGUCACGGCAAGGACCGCAACGACUUCCUGCGGCGCCACAACAUCGAGACGUACCUGAUCAAGCAGCCGGAGGAGAGCCUGCUCACGCUGCCGGAGGACAUCAUGAAGGAGGCGGCGAGCUCGGCCGACCGCCGGGCCAGCAGCGCCACCUUCAACGAGGCGUCCUGGAGCCCCGAGCUGCCCUUCGACAACAUCGUGGGAAACCAGAACACUCUGGCUGCCCUAACGAGAAAUUCGAUAAAUCUGCUUCCAAACCAUCUUGCACAAGCUUUGCAUGUCCACUCUGGUCCUGAGGAAAUUAACAAGCGAAUAGAGAGUGCCAUCGACUUACGGAGUGGCGAUAAGUUGAGAAGAGAGCAUAUCAAGCCUUUCUCACUGAUGUUUAAAGACUCCAGCCUGGAAGAGAAGUACUCACAGAUGAGGGACGAGGUUUUCAAGUCCAACCUGGUCUGCGCCUUCAUCGUGCUCAUCUUCAUCACGGCUAUUCAAAGCCUGCUGCCCUCUGCCAGAAUGGUGACGAUGGUGAUCCAGUUCUCGGUCCUCAUCGUUCUCCACUCCUGUCUGGUUCUGGUCACGACGGCGGAGGACUACAAGUGUCUGCCUCUGGUUCUGAGGAAAGCCUGCUGCUGGAUCAACGAGACGUACGCGGCGCGGAACGUCAUCAUCUUCGUCUCCAUCCUCAUCAACUUUCUCGCCGCAAUGAUCAACAUUCUGUGGUGCGACUUCGACAAGUCCAACACCUUCAGGAACCAGACGUACAACGAGUCUGCCUCCAUCCCGGACAUCUGCUUCUACCCAGAGUACUUCGUGUUCACGGGCGUCCUGGCCAUGGUCACCUGCGCCGUGUUCCUGCGGCUCAACUCCGUGCUGAAGCUGGCCGUGCUGCUGCUGAUGAUCGCCAUCUACUCCCUGCUGACCGAAGCCUUCUACACCUCGCUGUUUGUGCGCUACGACACCGUGCACCACAACACGGAAAACUUUCUGGGAACCAAAGAGACGUCUCUGCUGCUGAUGGCCAUGUUCCUCCUCGCCGUGUUUUACCACGGUCAGCAGCUGGAGUACACGGCCCGGCUGGACUUCCUGUGGCGCGUUCAGGCCAAGGAGGAGAUCAACGAGAUGAAGGAGCUGCGGGAACACAACGAGAACAUGCAGAACAUCCUGCCCAGCCACGUGGCCCGACACUUCCUGGAGAAGGACCGCGACAACGAGGAGCUGUACUCCCAGUCCUACGACUCGGUGGGCGUGAUGUUCGCCUCCAUCCCCGGCUUCGCCGACUUUUACUCCCAGACUGAGAUGAACAACCAGGGAGUCGAGUGUCUGCGGCUGCUCAACGAAAUCAUCGCCGACUUCGACGAGCUGCUCGGUGAAGACCGUUUCCAGGACAUCGAGAAGAUCAAGACGAUCGGCAGCACCUACAUGGCCGUCUCUGGUCUGUCGCCCGAGAAACAGCAAUGUGAAGAUAAAUGGGGUCACCUUUGCGCCCUGGCCGACUUCGCCAUCGCCCUGAACGAGAGCAUCCAGGAGAUCAAUAAACAUUCCUUCAACAACUUCGAGCUGCGGAUCGGAAUGGCUCACGGCUCGGUGGUGGCCGGCGUGAUCGGCGCCAAGAAGCCGCAGUACGACAUCUGGGGGAAGACGGUGAACCUGGCCAGCCGCAUGGACAGCACCGGCGUGAGCGGCAAGAUCCAGGUUCCCGAGGAAACCUUCCUCAUCCUGAAGGAGCGAGGCUUCGCCUUCGAGUACCGCGGCGAGAUCUACGUCAAGGGCAUCAGCGAGCAGGAGGGCAAAAUCCGAACUCACUUCCUGCUGGGCCGGGUGCAGCCCAACCCGCUCAUCCUGCAGCCGCGCAAAAUCACGGGCCAGUACUCUCUGGCGGCCGUGGUGCUGGGCCUGGUGCAGUCGCUCAACCGGCAGAAGCAGAAGCAGAUUCUCAACGAGAACAACAACUCGGGCAUCAUGAAGGGCCACCACCACUACAACCGCAGGACGUUGUUGGCGGCCGGCGGCGCCGAGGUGGGCGGCGGCCAUCACGCCGAAGCGCCGGAUAAGACGGAUCUGUCCUGAGGCGCCCGGCGCUGAUUCCUUACAGGCAGAACUGCUGCGAAGGCCCAGAUCCCGUCUGUGGCUGCGUUAAAUCCUGGUGGGUGAAGCGUCCGAUCAUCGGCCUGAAACCGACCCAUAUCUGGAAACAAGGAGGCAAAUAUUGUUAACUUUGGCUGAUUUCUCAGAGUCAUGGGGAGAAACGAAAGUUUCCAUCAGAGUUGAAUGAUCAGGGAGAGCUGAUCACAUCCUGAUCAUGUCCAUUGAGUGAGCAGAAAUGCAUCUAGACGAACAACAACUGGCAGUUUGUUGAUCUGCAGCUGUGAGCUGAUGUUAUGCUGACCGACGGUCUGGGGAGUGUCAUGAGGCAGAGCCGUUAGACGGCCUCCUUCAAAACCUGACAGUAAAAUAUCUUCUGUGAAACAGGUUUACAGUCCAUCCAGCAACAGACAACCUGCAGACGGGAAACAGGUCAGAGGAAACAAACAUGGCCGACCAGAAACAGCGGCGAUAGAUUAUGGAUUAUGUUGAUUAGAGAAUAAACCAGCGGACUGCAUCGUGUCAGCAGGCUGUGACCUGGUUUGACCUCUGGGAUCGCCACACGCUGACCAUCCAACAUGCUGAAUAUCAACCAUUUCCGAUCAGAGCAGGAUCGAUGCGCCGUAACGGCCUAGUCAAUGUCCACAACCUUUCAAAACAAAUGUGAGCUGCAACUUGAAGUCGUUGCUGCUGAAAUCGGUUCUGUCAACUGAAUCAGAGACUUUAUUUCUCCUCAUGACUUUAUUUCAUGUUUUCAGUUGAAAAUGAAUGUAAAUCAUUUUUAGUUUUGGUUUAUUAAAGUAUUUCUGAUGAAAAACGCCGUUUGGACAUCCAGAGACUUUUACUUUGAAGUUUUCAUCAUGAAUGUCUAAAACUGAACGUUCCUCCUGUGUUCACUACAAGCUCCGCCCACUUCGGUUUAGUCCAGCCAAUGAGGUUUGAUCUUCGUCCUGAGCAGCUCUGCUUUCUGAGAAUGUUUGUAGAACUGAAACUCAACUGUAGAGACGGGUGGGUUACUGGGAGCACAGGGAGCACUGGGAGGACUGGGAGGACUGGGAGCACUGGGAGGACUGGGAGGACUGGGAGCACAGGGAGCACUGGGAG